This is a messenger RNA of Notechis scutatus (mainland tiger snake), 3145 nucleotides long. It is a transcript of the gene EIF2AK2, whose product is annotated as eukaryotic translation initiation factor 2 alpha kinase 2. Gene Ontology annotation, molecular function: eukaryotic translation initiation factor 2alpha kinase activity; ATP binding. Gene Ontology annotation, biological process: eiF2alpha phosphorylation in response to endoplasmic reticulum stress. NCBI's taxonomy places the organism in Eukaryota, Metazoa, Chordata, Lepidosauria, Squamata, Elapidae. The record is from RefSeq and is a predicted model, not a curated record. Gene Ontology annotation, cellular component: nucleus; cytoplasm.
GGUACUGACUCACAGCAGCCCAAGGGAGACUGGGAAUUGAAGUCCAACACAUCUAAAAGUCGCCAUGAUUGGAAAAACGGGGCUGUAGAGGAUUGAUUGGUCGAUGCUGAUUUCAAUUCUAGGUUAUAACAUGGCUGACAACCAGAUUGACCCAUGUCUAUGCAUGGCAAAACUUAAUGAACAUUGUCAGAAGAACUUUUUACAAUUGGAGUAUAGAGACAUUUAUAACACAGCCUCAUCACAUGAUCAUUUAUUCACUGUAGCAGUUUUCAUUGACAAGGUCCAAUAUGAAUCUGCCACUGGUAAAACCAAGAAAGAAGCAAAAGCUCUGGCAGCUGUAUUAGCCUGGAAUACCAUACAAGAGCAAAAAAAGGGAGAACUGGAUUCAUGUGAGCAGCACAAGGAGCCAAUUAGCUAUGUUUCCUGGCUUUACGAAUAUGCAUCAAAGAACAAUGUGAAAAUUCAGUAUAACUGCAUAUCUAAAACUGGAGUGCAACAUAAACCAGUCUAUUUUUAUGUGUGUCAGAUUGGUGAUAAAGAAUUUGAUGUUGGAAGAGGAAAUAAAGUUAAAGCAGCCAAAAAUGAAGCAGCCAAACUAGCAUAUGAAAAGUUGACUAGGUCCUCAACUUUCGGAGCAGAAGAAUGUACUAACUCUAUCAGUGAUUCUUCAGAAACGACAUUUAGUAGUAGUCAAGGACUAUCGACUGAAACAUUUGGGAGCACUACAGAUUUGGAUUUGGAACUGGAGAAGUCAUCUGACACAAUUACACAACAUGCUGAAGCCAUUCAGCUAAAUGAAUCUUCAUCUUCUCAGAACGCUGGAGAACUGGAUUCAUGUGAGCAGCACAAGGAGCCAAAGUUAUCCUUGCUUUCUCCAAGUGUUCCUGAAUUUACAUUGUCAAAUCCAAUUAACUAUGUUUCCUGGCUUAACGAAUAUGCAUCAAAGAACAAUGUGAAAAUUCAGUAUAACUUGGAAUCUAAAACUGGAGUGCAACAUAAACCAGUCUUUUCUUUUGUGUGUCAGAUUGGUGAUAAAGUAUUUGAUGUUGGAAGAGGAAAUAAAGUUAAAGCAGCCAAAAAUGAAGCAGCCAAACUAGCAUAUGAAAAGUUGACUAGGUCCUCAACUUUCGGAGCAGAAGAAUGUACUAACCCUUUCAGUGAUUCUUCGGAUGUGACAUCUAGUAGUAGUCAAAGUCUAUCGAAUGAAGCAUCUGGGAGCAGUACAGAUUUGGAUUUGGAACUGGAGAAGACAUCUGACACACUUACUGAACAUGCUGAUGCCAUUCAGCUAAAUGGAACUUCAUCUUCUCAGAACGCUGUCAGUCCACCUAGUCAAUCUGUGAAACCUAAAAGAAAAGAAACACCCUUGGCUGCAAGAUUUUCAAAUCUGUCUACAAGAACAAGUAAAUUCACCAAAAACGACAGAUUUCUUCAAGAGUUUGUUGAUAUAGAGGAAAUUGGUUCUGGUGGAUUUGGAAAUGUUUUCAAGGCAAAGAAUACCCUGGAUUGUAGAUUAUGUGCUAUCAAACGCAUCCUUUCAAACAAAACAGAAGAUGAAACAAGAGAAGUUAAAGCAUUGGCAAUACUGGAUCACCCUCACAUUGUUCGAUAUUAUAAUUGUUGGAAUGGAGAAGAUAUUUUCCAGUUUCCUGAUACUGUGAACAGCAGCUCAGAGAAACUUAAGUGCCUCUUCAUUCAAAUGGAACUUUGUGAAAAAGGAAAUCUAUCGGAUUGGUUAGAUAAAAAAAAGGGAGAUUCUUGCAAAGAUGUUUCUAUAAUUCUAUUUCAGCAAAUAGUGGAAGGAGUGGAUUAUAUUCAUUCUAAGAAUUUAAUUCAUAGAGAUCUCAAGCCUCUAAAUGUAUUUUUUCAUGAUGAAAAUCACAUAAAAAUAGGUGAUUUUGGGUUGGUAACAGUAGGGGUCACUAACAGACAACGGACAAUGAACAAGGGAACAUGGAAUUACAUGGCACCUGAGCAGGAAGGAAGCAGUUAUGACAACAAAGUAGAUAUCUUUCCAUUAGGAUUAAUUUUGUACGAAAUGCUUUCCCCAUUUUACACUGUCAGUGAGAAAUAUCAGGAAUGGCCCAACAUUAAAGAAGGAAACCUUCCAAAAACAUUCACUAAGAAGUUUACAAAAGAGACUUCUCUAAUUAAGCAACUGCUUUCCAAAAAGCCAAGUGAAAGACCAUCAGCAGCUGAUAUUUUGAAAACCCUAAAAGGCCAACCUCAUAUACUACACACUUAUUAGUGAAUUUGUCAAAGCGCAGGUUUUUGGUUCAUGUUUCUUUUGCUUUUCCUGAUGUCUGAAUACACAGAUUGCGAGACCCAUUGAAAUGUGAAGAAUUGGGUUACUCAUUGCUAUAUUUGGGAUUUCCUGAGAAGUCAAAUGCAAAGAACUUCAGCAGAAUGGGAAGAUCUAAUGGAAAUAGAAAGAAUGCAUUUUGCAAGACCUUUUAAUCUCAUCCUGUGUGCAAAUGCAUAAUGGCAAUCUGAAGUAUCUGGAUUUUUUUUUUUUAACAAAGAGUUUUAAUGUGCCAUUCCAAUACUGUUGCUAUACAGUUAAGUUUAAUAUUGUCUAGGGAAGUUAAUACUAUUCUUCUAACUCAUGGAACUACUCGUAAUCAAGUGUUAGUUGCUAUCUUUUGCUUUGUGAAAAAUAGUACUAUGUGAUAAAUCUACAGUUUUAUGACAAGAGUAUUCACUUCCUUUCAGAUUUUUUGAAUCUUUGCAAAUGAAUGCUAUUGGAGCUUCAUAUAUAUACUACAGUAUUGAUUUAUGAAAAUGUUAUAGAUGAUAUAUGGGUUGGUUUCUUUUGCAGAACUGUAGAUGUAAAUCCAUAAAUCAACCUUUUAAUUUGCAAUGCAUACAUGGGCAAUUGUUUUGGAAAGACAAUGCAUUUAAUUGCACUUAGCUUUCAUUUUUCUUACAAUCAAGAGUAAUGCAUCUAACAGUGCUUAUAAUUAUGUUGUUUCUAAAACAGAUUUAUAGAAUACAUUCUAAUAUGCUAACUUGCAUUUGUGUUUUGAGAGUUUAAGAACCGUGGUGGCGCAGUGGUUAGAAUGCAGUACUGCAGGCUAUUUCUGUUGAUUGCCAGCUGCCUGCAAUUUGGCAGAUUGAAUCUCACCAGGCUCAAGGUUGACUCAGU